AUGUCUAAAGAAGAUGGUAAAGCUGGCAAUUCACCUUUAAAAAUUGUUAAUUCGAAAACUAAUGGCUUAACAAAACCGACGAAUGAUAUAAAAAAAUUGUUGAAAUCUAAUAAAAAAAUAGAUGUAAAUGAAGCACAAAAAUUAUUAAAUGAAACAGCUGCAGCGUUGAAAGCAGAUCAAAAGGCUUCUAAUGAUGCAAUGAAAAACAUGAGGAAGAAAAUAAAAAGUGUUGAAAAAGAAUUGGAGGAUGCCAUUGCAAAGGCUGAAAAAUCAAAUUCAAAUGAGGAUUGGGCAAAUGUUGAUAGAAUUUCUGUUAAAGCUAGUCGAACUGGAGUAGAAGCAGCAAAGCUUGGAAGACAAAUUGCUGAAAAUGCUGAAAAAGGAAUGGACGCUGUUAAAGAAAUGAAAGAAUUGGAAAAUUUAAUGAAUAAACAAGGGGAGGGUAAGCGAAAUUCUCUUUAUUUUAAGGCAGAAUGUAAAUUAAUUCAUAUUGCAGCUCAAACAUCAGCCACAUUCGCUUAUCCUAUUUGUGAUAAAAUACAGAAACAUGGAAUUGGUAAUGGCAUUAAUGGUAGACAUGGUUGCUUUUGCGGUGAAUAUUACCCGUUCCAUAUAAAGCAAAAUAUUGUAAUGGAAGCUAUCGAUGCCAUAGAUAGAGAACUGAAUCGAUGUUUAUCGAGUUUGACCACAACAACAACUAAACAAAAAUGCUUAGUUGGUGAAGCAAACAUCAUGCCAACUAACAUUUUAAGCAGUCAAGCUGCUGAAGGUGUUAAAGGUCAAAUUAAUCUUGCUAAGGAAGCGAUCAAUAUUGCUGGCCCCAUCAUAAAUAAAGGAAAAGAAGCCGCUAGAAAUGCAAUCCUAAAGGGUGGUGAGUAUGGUGGUGCCGCAAUCGGUGCCUCACUUGGAUCCGCUUUUGGACCUAUUGGAACUGCAGCUGGUGGAUUUGUUGGAAAGUUUGUUGGUAAACAUGUUGCUGGUGCUGCUGCUGAUUAUCUUUUGAAAGAUGGAGGUGUUGUUGAUAAAAUUAGCAAUAAAUUUUCAAGCUGGUUUGGUUGA
Meloidogyne enterolobii is the source of this 1059-nucleotide messenger RNA. The record is from the annotation of a GenBank genome assembly. Lineage: Eukaryota; Metazoa; Nematoda; Chromadorea; Rhabditida; Meloidogynidae.